ACCUAUACAGUAUGCGAGCGAAUGCAAUAUUGGAAAAUAAGCAAUCAAUAAUAUUCAUUCACAUCAAUACCACCAAGGUCUUGUGUAUACAUACAUCUGUCUUGUCUUAUAUUCUUCAUCCUCCUAACAUCUCCAUUUUUCCCUUUUUUCUACCUAUUCACCAUGAUUAUGUGAAUUAGCUUCAACGUCGUACGACCAUGAUAUAGGAAUACUAACACGAAUGGCCCCUAUCCUGAAUCCUUACGAACUUUAUAUCAACCUAUCAAUAAUCGCCGACUGAUAGUACUACCAACGACUUGCGCCAAAGCUUAUCCACAAGAACAAGCAAAAUCCUUCAUUGGAUGGUCGAGUGUCAAACUUAAUACACUUGUUUUUCCAAUUCACAAUCUUAGACCAGAAAAUAAAGAUCUUAUUAUUCUGCUCUCAUGGUAGCGUCCGGUACUACUAGGUCAUCAUGCAGACUCAAUCCUACACCUCCAGUACUACAACAAUCAUGGCUUAUCCACCUCGACCUGGGUCACAGAGCCCUACUUUAACGGAACCAGAUAUGAUUCUUCCCCUACAAAAUGAAACGACUUAUGAUUCUGAAUCAUCUUCGCCGCAUACCUCUUUUCAAUUUGCUUCCAUGUCGGGAGAUGCAUGGCAACGGCCAGCCGAUUCCCAAUAUCAAAGUGGGCUGCCGUCUAAGACACCAACUACGCCAAUUAUAUAUGGGAAUGGAACAAUGCUAUCAGAUAUAGGCGAGGUAACAGAGGCGGAAAGUACACCAGCAAAGAAAUUACCUGGUCCUGCCGAACGAAGGUUUAUCAAGCAGCAGCAACUUCAAAACGGUCAGCGAGUAAGCUCAGUAUCAUUGGGGCAUGAAUUGAGAAGAUCUGGAACCAAGACGGGAACGCAUGAGAGGAAAAUAUCUAUGGAAUCCGCAAGCACUAUUACUUCAGAACCACAAUCUGCCAUGUUUGAAGAUAUCGAUGAUACAGUCAGCGUGGAUGAUAGUAAUUUCCAGGGUGAUGAUGAGGAGAGUGUGGCGGAAUCUUAUACGGACACUUAUCGCGAAGAGCUUGUGGAAACGGAAACACGUAGAUUAUCGCGUAGGCAAGGAAAUAUUGAAGAUGGGGAGGAUGAUCAAAAUUCGAGUGCUGCUUUGAGUAGAAGGGCCGAACAAAUUUUAUUGAAUGCCAAACGUCGACUCAAUGUGAGUUGUGUAAAUUCAAACCAGCUUCAUACACUAACAAUCGCAUUUUAGAAUAUGGAGGGGAAUUUAACACGAGCGCGAAGUUCCCUUUAUGUAACGCCUUCUAUUUCCAUGCCUUCGAUUUACAGCAGUAGUCCUUUAACCAAUCCAUCUCUCUUACAACUCGACCGGCGCAUAAGUGGUGUACCUUCAAGACAACGAUCAUUUUCUAGUUUCCAAACAAGUUCGGCAGCUUUGAGUCCUGGUCAUUCGAGGGUCUGGAGCGAAAACAAUAUAUCUCCUUCACGAGCAACAGCAUUCCCAGUUCGUGCCUCAAGCGCCGCAGCUACGUAUAGAGCUAGAAGUAGUAUGGGCUCACACGCAUCAAAUCCAGCAUCGCCAGGUUCCCCGCCAAUGAUCAAGGAGGAGAGUAAUGGAAACGGAAGGUCAAUAGGAUCCGGUCGAUCUUCACCACAUAACAGGAUUUCUCCCUCUCAAGCAUCGCAUCUUGAACCUCUGGUCGAGGAUGGGGUUCCCGAAUUUGAUGACAGGACUAAUGGCCGGACUAAUCCUGAUAGAGAUUAUUCAACUGUACGAGAAGGACGCUUGAGUCGUUCUUCCUCAACUUCAAGCAUUAGAAUGCAGGAUAUACAGCAUCAAAUGCAUGACCUGAAAGGGAGAUUGUCAGCUUUGCGAGAUCGUGCAAGGGAUGAUAAUAUGAGGCGUCGCAGUCUCCAAAGUUUACGGACGCCUAGUCCAUUCACGGCGGGAGAGCAGUGGUACAAUGGAGGUGUUAAUGGCCAAGACGCAAAGGCAGAUUCAGUGGUAGAUCAAGGUCAAUCGAAUGGGACGCGGAACGACGAUCCUUCGAGGAAUAUGUACUCUGUACAACCGUCCCAACCAUCUACAAGACAAGCUCCAAACUAUGCCAAAUCAGAUGCUACGAGCAUAUAUGAAGAUGUGGAUGAGAGCCAAAUGAAGUCACCUGAAUUAUCGAGCGCACGCCAAAAUCAAACACCGAUAUUGGAAGAAGAGGGCUAUGAUACGUGUUCAGAAGAGUCGGAAAUUUCAAGCAACCAUAGCUACAAUGACGACCGUGAAGAAUUCAAUGAAUUUGACAAUGAGGACAACAGUGACGCAUCAAUUUAUCACGAAUCAGUAACCGAGCAGAUAUCACACGAGGAUCGUGAAGAUGCAUUUGAUUACGAACAUUUCUUCCUACAUAGCGCAAUGGGUACGAUUAGUCGAGAAAGAAGAGGAAGUGUUACCUCGGAGGAUUCUGUAGAAACAACACGAGGACCUACAGCUCCAAUGCCUCUUGUGGAGAAUGGUCAUGACCCUAAUCAACGAUCAUCCGUGGUGCAUCUUAGAUCCGACAGUAACGCUUCUAUUUCUACUCUAGCCACUUUUGCGACUGCCAAGUCAAAUAUGGACGAUGAAGAAAGUAGUGAAGAUGAGGAAUAUCCUUUCGAUUCAACAGCCCCUUAUACUGAUACACGUAAUCAUAACACUCCGGACUCACCCACAAUCGCCCCUUAUAAUUCAAGGAGAGACGGUCCUAUUAGAAACAUAGGAUCUACAUUUGGCUCUUUGCCGAGAAACACCACAAUCCAUGACUACAACGACAUUGGGAUAGCUCGAGGCUCUGGAUUAUAUGAUAUUGACAUCAGAUCCGACCUACACUCCAGAAAUCGCUCCCUCGAUUCUGUUAGCUCUAACAGUACUGCUCGUAGCUUCCCUCUUUCCAUCAAAGUCAGAGAAUUCCCCAAUAAUAACUUCACCCCACCUGGUACCGCCUCUAGUACCAUUUGUCAUCCAACACGCACCACAUCCCUAGAACAUAAUCGCAACAAGGCACGAUCUUCACCAACCCAGAUGCUUUCCGACGAUGACCAAAUGCUCGUCGAGCGAUUAGUCGCUAGUCUGGGAAAAUGUAUCUCGGGUUUACAGAAUACGGAAGCGGGAAAUUAUGAUUCUAGAAUUUGGAGACGAAGACUAGAUGCUGCGAGGAGGAUUUUGGAUGGUGAAGAAGGUGCUAUUUAAUAGCAUAUACCCAUUCAUUCAUUUUUUUAACCUUUUUUUAUGUUAUUUCGAUUUACGACUACCUUGCGUUUGAAUUAUCGCGUACACCAAAAGAUUUUUAAUUUAUCAUUUGUCAUUUGACCAAAAAUUUUCUUGAUUCUGGAGAGAAAAUCGGCAAGGAAUUGGGGCAAUACCCAGAAAUAGGUGUAAAUGCGAAAAUGGACAGGACAGGAGCAUAUACAAUGAAAAACGCUACGGCCAUAAUUUUUGGGAGCUGGUAUUCUGGGAAGGACAUUUUUUUAAGUAAGAGGAUGAUUCGGUUUUGAGUAGUUGUUGAUUGCAGCUUCUACCGCUUUUACUCGCGUAAUAUGUUUCCAUAAUUUUUAUUUUUUAUUUUUAUCGGGGUUUUUUUUGGUGGUGGAGAGACGGAGAAGUGAGA
Molecule: messenger RNA, 3635 nt
Organism: Sclerotinia trifoliorum
Lineage: Eukaryota; Fungi; Ascomycota; Leotiomycetes; Helotiales; Sclerotiniaceae
Source: the annotation of a GenBank genome assembly